Messenger RNA from Alligator mississippiensis (American alligator), 9950 nucleotides. It is a transcript of the gene ANKS3, whose product is annotated as ankyrin repeat and sterile alpha motif domain containing 3. The record is from RefSeq and is a predicted model, not a curated record. The transcript has 18 exons. NCBI's taxonomy places the organism in Eukaryota, Metazoa, Chordata, Crocodylia, Alligatoridae. Bases 5917 to 7899 code for a protein of 660 amino acids. Gene Ontology annotation, cellular component: cilium. Gene Ontology annotation, molecular function: protein binding.
GCUUUAGGGUUGCACUGUACUCUUCCUCUGCUUUUUUUCCUCAGAUGGUUCAGGAAGGCAGGGUACAGUUGUACCCAGAAGCUUGUCUAUGCCCAUCCCAAAUCUACAGCUGGUCCCGUGGAUCAUGGUAGAAUCAUAGAAUCACAGAAAUCACUCAAAGCAGGACCAUCCCCAGGUAGAUCUUAGUAGCCAAAGCUUUGUCAAACCAGGCAUGAAAACCUUCCAAGGAUGGAGAUUCCACCACCUCUCUGGGUAACUUGUUCCAGUGCUUUACUACCCUCCUAGUGAGAGUUUUUCCUGAUAUCCAACCUAAACUUUCCUUGCUGAAACUUGAGACCAUUGCUCCUUGUUCUGUCAUCUGCCACCACUGAGAACAGUCUAGCUCCAUCCUCUUUCCAACCUCCCUUCAGGUAGUUGAAGGCUGCUAUCAAAUCCCCCAUCAGUUUUCUCAUAAGCUUCCUUUUGUUUUUAAGCUCACCAAAGAGUUCUCUGCUGAGCCAAGCCGGUCACCUGCCAUGUUUGCUAUUCUUCCUGCACAUCGGGAUGAUUUGUUUCUGUGCCCUCAGUAAGGUUUCUUUAGAAUACAAUCAGGUCUCCUCAACUCUUCUCCCACUCAGGCUGACCUCCCAGGGGAUCCUGCCCAUCAGUUCCCUAAGGGAGUCUCUGCUUUUCUGAAGUCCAGGGUCCUUACUCUGCUGCUCUCCUUUCUUCCUUUCCUCAGGAUCCUAAACUCAAAUCAUCUGAACUCAGUCCUGGACUCGGUCAUCAACAGAUAUCAGGGUGUUUGAAGUCCCCCAUGAGAAUUAGGAGGACUUCUGUGAUUGGGAUACUGCAACUAGCUGUCUGAAGAAAGCCUCAUCUACCACAUCUUCAUGGUCUGGUGGUCUGUAGCAGACAUCUACCACAAUAUUACCCUUGUUGCUCUCCCCUCUGACCCAAACCCAGAGACUUUCAACAGGCCUAUCUCUAGUUUCAUACUGGUGCUCUGAGCAAUCAUAUGGCUCUUUUACAUAAAGUGCAACUCCUCCUCCUCUUCUUCCCCGCCUGAUCUUCCUGAACAGUUUGUACCCAUCCAUGACAGUGCUCCAGUCAUGCGAGCUUCCACCAAGUCUGUUAUUCCAAUCCCACCCUAGUUCUGAGACUGCAAAGACUUCCAGUUCUUCCUGCUUGUUUCCCAAGCUCCAUGCAAUUGUGUACAGACACCUGAGGUUGCCCUGUAACUUGAGGUUACAGACACCUGAUUGCCCUACUUGCUCAUGAAGGACAAGUGGGCAACCACUUGCCCCCUCCUCCUUUUGUUUCUUCCAGGUCUCCCAUUUUCAUUACCUCAGGGCUUUGGUCUCUAUCCCCCAGGAAACCUAAUUUAAAGCCCUCCUCACUAGGUUAGCGAGUCUGUCUGCAAAAAUGCUCUUCCCUCUCUUCAUUAAUUGGAUCCCAUCUCUUCCUAGCAAUCCUUGAAAAAACAUCCCAUGGUCAAAGAAGUCAGUAACCUGGAUUACAGCCUGCAGUGCACUGAAAAGUAACAAUUGCAGUGUUCAGUUUAGACUGAUUGACAAAGUCAGUUUACUGAGGGCACAGACACACUUGGAGAAGUUUUAAAAGGGGAGUGUUACAAAAGGGUAGCAGCUGAUACAUUCAAAUUGUUAGGUGUAGACAACCAAAAUGUAGCAAAUACACUUCAACUUAAGGCUGGCUCCAGCAGUAUUGAAGGAUUUUGCUACAUUUGUAUCAUUCCAGGCUUGUCUGCACCCACAGUGGAAAGUAACAGCUGCUGCCCUUUUGAAAGGCCUCCAAAUGUAGGCAUGUGUCCUACCCUGAGUGAUUGUUACAAUGUGAUCAGUUGCGAAGGAGCUAUUUUUUUGCAGAACCUGAUAGGAAUUAAGGUGAUGCUGGAUUAAUGUUGCUGAGUUUAAUGGAUCUGGCAAAGCUCAAGGAGUGGUGAAAUGUAUGGUCAUAGCACAUACUUGAAUAAAGGCACAGGCCAGUUUUGGCAGCCUCCAGAUCCAGAACUGCAGGACAGAAGUCCUUUAUGGGGAGAGAAAUCUGCACAACUUCCUGUAUUACAUUGGCUUGGGGUUAGGAAAUUGGAGGAGACUGAAGCUGGUUGAGCAGCUGCAGAGGUAGGUUAGAAGAGACUGAUGAAUACUGUGAACAUAGUUUCAUAGUUGAUAGGGUUGGAAGGGACCUGAGCAGAUCAUCAAGUCCAACCCCCUGCCAUGGCAGGAAAAAGUACUGGGAUCAAACGACCCCGGCGAGGUGUCGUGAUUCUGUGGUUUUAACCAGGCUUUUUUUUCCUGAACUGAAUGUCUCCAAACUCUUCCCACUCCCUCCAUCACAAUCUGUAAAGCACCUAUACAGGAGGGCCCUGCCCUUGGUUGACCCUAAGCACUACUGUAAUAGACAUGAUUGAGGCCCAUGGCACAUGUUCAUUUAAUAGUGUAUUGGGAUCCGUUCCUUUAUUCCAACAACUGAACCUUCCGUCAUGUCACAUGUGCUGAGCAGGAGGCACAAUUUUGGGAUCAGGGUUUGAAUCCUGUUCCCAGGCUCCCCCUGCACAGCCAAGUAGGAAGCUUGGGUGCCUGAUGAACCAGCGUGGUCCUGGGGCUGAGACCACUGGUCAGAUGAUUAGUAGUCCCAGCCCCAGGACUACACAGUAGUGUCAAACUUGCUCUGUUGUGGUCCUGUGGCUGGGAUUGACAAUCAGCUGAUUCUGCACCAGAGCCAGUCCCAGAGCAGCUGGAAUCAGGCUGCAUGGUUGGGACCUGAAACCAACUGUAAAAUUACAGUAUUAUACAUUUUGUGGAAUAAUUUUGUGGUUUAUUUCCUUUUUUAUCAUGCCAUUAAUUGUAUGAAUGUGUGGCUGACAUACUAUUUAAGACGUGAUUAGCUGGUCUUUUUGAGUUCUUUACAACAAAAUAAUUGUUUUAGUAUUUUCAUGUUGUGAAAAAUGAGUGAAAACUGAGAGCCAGCAUUUUCUAAGGGUCCCUUGAAUCUGAAAAGGUUGAGAACCAUUGUGAUUCUUAACAUUUUUAGUGUCAAGGGACCCCUUAAGUGUAAUGUCUUCCAGGGGCCUAAUAGUGAUGAGCUGAGGAUGAGCAGGGAGAGUGGUGACAUGCAAAGCUAGAGCAAUGUGAAAGAGGUAUGAAGCAGAGAGAGUUGUAAACUAAAAGAUUUGGUACUGGAGAUAAAUGAGUCCUUGUCCUUUCACAAGAAAAGGAAAUGGUUAUUGUUUGUUCCAAAAUUCAGAUUAAGAAGUAAGACCACAAAUACUGAGGCAGCUGAAUCAGGUUACUUUAAUAAAGAGUCAAGUACAUACAUUAAACUCCCUUAGGCCAGGAAAUUAAAAUUAACUUCAGGUAGUCAUGAAAUUAUGCUUCCUUUAACUAAGUUGCUGUAAAUGGUACAGUGAACAAAUUGAAAGAACAACUGGUAUGUGUAUUUGUUUGAAGUAUGCUAAUGAAUUCCCAGGCUUCGCAGACAGAAUUAUUUUUUAGACAUUCGAUUUCAUUGACAUUCAGAGUGGAAGGGACCCCGGAGGAUCAUCGAGUCCAUCCCCCUGCCCCAGGGGCAGGAAGUCAGCUGGGGUCAUAGGAUCCCAGCAAGAUAAACAUCCACAUUUCUCUUGAAGGCGUUCAAAGUGGGUGCUUGAACCAUCUCCAGCGGCAGGCUAUUCCAAACCUGGGUGGCUCGGACAGUAAAGAAGUUCUUCCUUAUGUCUAGCCUGAAUCGGUCAUGAAGGAGUUUGUGACCGUUCAAUCUUAUCAUCCCUUGGGGCGCUUUGGUGGACACCCCUGAUAAACUUAUAGGUGGCCACCAGAUCGCCCCUGAGCCUGAGCUUUUCCAGGCUGAAGAGUUCCAUGGCUCUCAGCCUCUCUUCAUAAGAUCUGUUUUCCUGACCUCUGAUCAUGUGCAUGGCUCUCCUCUGCACUCUCUCAAGCGUCUCCACAUCCUUUUUGAAUUGUGGAGCCCAAAACUGGACGUAGUACUCCAGCUGCAGCCUCACCAAGGCCGAGUACAACAGAAGAAUGAUGUCCUGGGAUUUGCUUGAGAAGCACCUGUGGAUGCAAGCCAGUGUUUUGCUCACUUUACUAGCCACAGUAUCACAUUGAAGGCUCAUGUUCAUCUUGUGGUCAAUCACGACCCCCAAGUCCCUUUCAUCUGUAGUGCUAACUAGAGUAGCACUGCCGAGCCUAUAACCAUGCUGCAGGUUUUUCUUCCCAAGGUGGAGAACCUUGCAUUUUUCAGUGUUAAACACCAUCAGGUUUUCAUCCGCCCAUUUCCUGAGCCUGUCAGGGUCUGCCUGGAUCACCCUCCUGUCCUCAGGUGUGAAUACUUUACCCCAGAGUUUGGUGUCAGAAGCAGACUGGCCAAGUUUGUCGAUGACACCAAUGUCCAUAUCACUGAUGAAGGAGUUAAAUAGUAUAGGCCCUAGGACAGAGCCUUGAGGGACCCCACUGGUCACAGUGCACCGCGACGAUUGACUUCCGUCAACCACCACCCUCUGGGUCCUACCGCAGAGCUAAUUCCCCAGCCAGCGGAUCAUGGUAAAGCUGAGGCCACAGUUAGCCAGUUUUGCCAAGAGGUGAUCAUGGGAUACCAGAUCAAAGGCUUUUUUUGAAGUCAAGAUAUAUGACAUCAAUCUCUUCUCCCUUGUCCAGGUGAUGGGUCACCUGGUCGUAAAAGGAAAUAAGAUUGGUCAAGCAAGACCUACCCGCAACAAACCCGUGCUGGCUAUCCCUCAGGAUAUUGUCGUCAGCUAGUCUGUUAAGAAUGGCCUCUUUGAUAAUCUUUUCCAAGAUCUUCCCCAGGAUAGAGGUCAGGCUGAUAGGCCUGUAGUUUGCCAGACCUACUUUCCUCCCUUUCUUGAAGAUAGGCACAACAUUGGCCUUCUUCCAAUCUUCAGGCACUUCACCAGAGCGCCAGAAGUUCUCAAAGAUCUGUGCCAGGGGCUGAGCUAUGAUGCUAGCUAGCACCUUGAGUACCCUGGGGUGUAAACUGUCAGGACCGGCUGACUUGAAGGUAUCCAGCCUGUCAAGGUGUUCCUUUGCAGGAUCAGCUUUGAUGGAGGGUAAGGAAUCUUCCUCACCCAGGCAUCCCUGUCCCGCAGUGGGCAGGGGCGUCCCAUGGGUCUGGUGAAAAACUGACACAAUGUACCCAUUUAACAAGUUGGCUUUUUCCUGGGCAUCUGUUGUCAGUUGUCCCAUCUGGUUUAACAGGGGUCCAAUGUUUCCCUUGCUUUUCCUCCAGCUCCCCACAUAUCUAAAAAAGGACUUUUUAUUGUCCUUGAUACUUGUAGCUAGCUAGAUUUCUGUGACAGCCUUGGCUUUCCUGGUUUGCUCUCUGCAGGUCCGGACCAGUGCAGAGUAUUCCUCCUUGGUGGUGGUUCUAAGUCCUCCAUCCUUUGUAGGUCUUCCUUUUAAGACGCAGGAGGUCCACUAGUUUGUGGCAGAGCCAAGGGGGCUGCUGUGCCCUUUUGCUGCCUUUCCUCCGAGACGGGAUAUUCUUUGCUUGUGCAUCCAGGAUCGCUCCCUUGAGGAGCAACCACUCGUCCUGAACUCCCCUCUGCUUUGGGUUGUGUCCCUUUAGGGCCUCACUGACAAGCCUCCUGAGCUUGUCAAAGUCAGCUUUCCUGAAGUUGAGGACUCCUGUAUUACUGACUGACUUGCCAGCUUUACGGCAGAUGGUGAAGACAAUCAGCUCAUGGUAACUGUCACCCAUCUUCCCUUCGAUGAUUACGUCGCUGAUUAGGUCGACCCUGGUUGGCAGUACCAGCUUUGAUGGAGGAGUGUCCUUGACCCAAAGAGAGUACUGAAUUAAAAGGCUUUGUCUGUGGAGGUUCUUCAGCAACAUUUCCUGUUUCUCAGGACAGCUUUCCUGGCCACAGAAGGCAGAGGAGGAGAUCAAGGACUCAGAGUGAUGUCAGAACUCAGUGAUGAAGCCAGUGAAUCAGAGCUGCUAAGCCGCAGCCUUUCCAUGUGGCAUGGCGUAGGUCAAAUGCUGUGUCGAGAAGAAUUGGAUAUUCCACUGGAUCUACACACAGCCUCCUCCAUUGGCCAAUAUGAAGUGGUUCAGGAAUGUAUUCAGCGAGGAGAUGCAGAUUUGAAUAAGAGAAACUGUGGUGGCUGGACCCCGCUGAUGUAUGCCUCCUACAUCGGCCAUGAUACAAUUGUGCACCUUCUGCUGGAGGCAGGAGUGAAUGUAAACAUCCCAACACCAGAAGGGCAGACUCCACUCAUGCUGGCCUCCAGUUGUGGCAAUGAGAGUGUUGCCUAUUUCCUCCUCCAGCAAGGUGCAGAGCUGGAGAUGAAGGAUAUUCAUGGCUGGACUGCCCUUUUCCAUUGCAUCAGCACUGGACACCAACAGAUGGUCAAAUUCCUAUUGGACAAUGGGGCUAAUACCAACUGCAGAGAGCCACUGUAUGGAUAUACUCCUCUGAUGGAAGCAGCUGCUUCUGGCCAUGAGAGAAUUGUCCAGUAUCUUCUCAAUCAUGGUGUGAAAGUAGAUGUGAGAGAUAAUACUGGAACCACAGCACGGACACUGGCCAUGAAGUAUGGACACAUGAAGAUUGUGGGACUGAUAGACCUUCACACAGCCCCUGUGCCCAAGGUCUUCUGCAGGGGCCCAGGAAAAUAUGAAGAUCUGAGCUCAUCAGAUGAAUCAUGCUCUGUGCCACAGAGACAAAGACCUGUUCGUAAGACCAAGGGCCCUAGCAUCCAUGAGGGGCCCCAGGCUUUGGCUAAGAUAACAGCGGUUGGAAUUGGAGGGAAGAAGCAAUCUCGAUAUGAACAGGUCCCUCUUCAGGGCUAUGUUACAUUUAAUGAUGAUGGCAGCUUUGAAGGAGAGGCUCUCCGGUACCGGGAUGUCACCUCUCCAAUCAAUGAACAGGACGUGGAGAGCAGUAGCAGCAGGGAAGAAAACAUGUGCUCCACAAGAAACUUGACAACAGUCAGAAGCAGCAGCAGCAGCAGUGAAUGUCUGGCCAAAGCCCUUGGGGUGAGCAGUGAAGGGUCGCUGGAGAGCAAUGAGGACUCUGACCAUGCCAAAAAGCUCUCCAGUCGGAAGCAAGCAAAAAGCUACACAAAGGUCAAGACCCGUUACAGCAGCAGUGACAGCCAGUGGUCGCACAGCCCUGGAAAAGCCGGAGCAUCUAGUCAGCAAUGCAUGGUCCAUAACCUCCCAGAGCCUCCUGCCUACACAGGGCCCCAGGAUUUGGCAACAUUUCUGGAGCAGAUUGGGUGCCUGAAGUACCUCCAGGUGUUUGAAGAACAGGAUGUUGACCUCCGUAUCUUUCUGACCCUUACAGAGAGUGAUCUGAAGGAAAUAGGCAUCACUCUGUUUGGACCCAAGAGAAAGAUGACAUCUGCCAUUGCUCGAUGGCAUAGCAGUGCCCGGCCACCCAGUGAUGCCCUAGAAUUAGCGUAUGCAGAUCGGCUUGAGGCUGAAAUGCAGGAGCUGGCCAUUCAGUUGCAUAAGAGAUGUGAAGAGGUGGAAAUGAUGAAGGGACAGGUGUCCCAGGAGCAGGAGUUGCGCGCUGUGGUUGAGAGCUGUUUGAUGGAGCGAGAUAUGGCCUGGAAUGAUGUCCAGCUUCAGCUGCAAGAGGCACAGGCCAUCACGAGAGAUGUUGGGGUCUUACUAGAGCAGAUCAAAGCCUGUCAGACUGAGCUGUCCUCCCGGCUGAAUCAAGAACAUGUGGCUAGCAGGAGGCUGGAGACAAAGGCACAGCUGAGAAUGGGUCUUGAAGAAUGGCCAGCUUCCUUGAAAUCCUUGAGCUUGCCUGAGCUGUCAACUCUCCUAGAGGAGUGUGUGGGAGAAAUGGGGAAAGCCCUACAGUCUGUGACUCAGAACCUUACCAGGCUUCAGGACCAGGGGCGGAACAAGCAGAACUGGCCAGAGCCCUAACAGAAGAAUGGAGUUCUGACGUCGGGUGACUGUUCCACCCGGAAGCUGAGUGAGUCUGGGAGAAUGAGCACGUGGGCUGGUCCGACAGUACAGAUCCUUUCCUCUCUGAGAGCGCAGAGGGAAGUUGAGGAGGCAGCAGGUGCCUGGAGGAUGGUGUUGAUCAGCUGGGAGUAUGCUUCAGAGAGCAAGAGACAGCAGAGAAGAGGAGUCAUGUGAGCAAGCAACCCCAUAGUCCCAAGACAGUUGCUUUCCUCAUGCCAAGAGUUAGUGCAUUAGCUGAAACUUUGAGAAUGGAGGAGUCAGUUUGCCUCUGGCCUCUCCUGGAGACCCUACCUACUUUGCCAUUCAGGGUCAUGUGAUUUUGAAGAGCUAACUAUAGUCAACCAGCCAGAUUUUCCCACCUUCCCCACACUUCUCUGAACCCUUGUAACACUUCCCUCUGCUGUGUGAUAUCUGCCAGGAGCUGCCCCAGGAAAUGUACGUUGAGCAGCAGUGGAGGCUGGACCAGUGUUGGCUAAUGGGUGCAGCCCUAGAGGUUGAAGGAGCCAGAGCUUCUCAGGCCAUUUCAAGAGUUUGGCCUGCUUAUUGAGGCUUGUACAAUCUGAAGCAAAAGCCUUUGUCCCUGCCCAGUUACCUUAAGGAGUAGGAUCCAGUAGCCCAUAUUCUGUGUUGUGCAGCUCUAUUCUGUUAAGAGCUGCUUCUUCCAUCAGACUGCUGUGGCUAAACUAUUAGGCUUCUGCCUCCAUGGAUGUCAGUUUUAAUUUAUCUGCAUCCUGCUAGGCCCAUGCACUCCCUCCUUCCCUAUAAAGAGCUGCCUGGGUGCCCCCCAGGCAGUGGGGCCUGACAUGUGCCCUUGAUUUUUCUCUCAAGCUUAAAACAGCCCAUGUGACUCCUGGGUUAACUCUUCAAGAGGGCAGCUGUGAGAGGUGCCUCCAUGCUCCCUGCCAUGCUGAGUUAGCCUACUCCCAGAGGUUUCAGACACAAACAGCUUCCCCUGCUGCUAUAACACAGACCCCUUGAAAGUGUGCCCAACGUGCGAGUUAGAAGCACUGCAAGGAGGUAGCAUCUACUGCUCUUGCCUGCUGUGAAUUCAGGCCUGCCCUCUAUGCACUUGUGUGUGACAGGUGCUUAGUCAUAUUGGGCAUUGGGAGCAGGGGUCUCAGCCUUGCACUGGGCACUGUAAAAUGUCCCUCUCUGGUCAUAUUCUGACCAUUGGUCUCACAACCCAUCCCUUCCAGUGCUGGCCUUAGCUAAGGCUGUUUUCUGAGUCCUCACUCUCUCCUCCAACAUCAAGAGUGCCCAUCUUGAAGGAUCACUUCCCCACACUAUAAAAUCUCCUCUUCCCUCCUGUGAGAACUAAGAACUUGCCUUCACACCUGCCUCAGCCUUGGGCUCCUGUUCUUGUUCCACGGGCUGGGAGGUGCAGUGGAAAGCAGUUACAUCUCUUUACUCUGCUCUCAUGCAGGCUGGAAGUGGGGUAGAUAGGCUCUCUGAGCCACGAGCACAGAAGUGAGGAGAAACAGAACAGGGCUCUCUGAAGAGCUGAGCAAAAGAAACCUUCCUAGCCUGCAGCUCUGAAAAUGCUGCAAGCCUUCAAGCACUUCCCUGCAGUAUGCCUUUUGAUGCCAGGCAUCCCUCUAGAAGGCACUUUCUUCAGUAUCUGUCCUUGCAUCUCAGAAGCUGGGACUUCUCAAAGAGCAAGUGGGAACUCCAUUAGCAGACGCCACAGAAGGAGACUGCCUGCACUAGGUACUUAACCCAACCUCCAACACCCACAUGCUGCUCUGUUCCUUGGAGAUGUCUGGCCUCCAGCUUGUCUGUAGCUAGAGUUGCUGUGGUUGCCAGUUGCUCCAGGAGCUGGUCCCCACCUGUAUGCAGGCUCACAGGGCUCAGUGUGACUUGUUUCUGUGAGGUGACUUCCAAUACUGUGCAGUGAUUUGUGCCUUGACUUUGUGUGCAUUGCCAAGCCUCUGGCAAAAGACUGUAGCCCUGCUGCGGGACGCUUACAAUGCAGUGGUUGUUCUUAACUGAUAAAAGGGAAGGAUGCUGGA